AUGAACCACCUCAAUCCAUUCUCGCCCCGCGCCGCCCCGCCGGUCGACCCUCGCCCCUUCGCCGGCUUCGUGGCCCGCACCACGUGUCGCACAGAGGGACCCACGCCCGUCGUUCUGGAAGCCGUCCACGCGUCCGGUUCCGAAGCCGUGGCGUCCUCAGUGUCCUGCCAGAUAAAGCCCUGUCUCAUUAGGCAGGUGAAGAUCAACACAGACAGUUUUCCUGUGAUCUUGCUCAGGAGGGCGGAAGCCACCAUCAAUGCCACCGUUCAAGUUGACUGCCCGCAUGCCCCGGCCGUGGUCGAGCGCUGGCAGGUCUUUUCCGUGCCCUCUGUAGGUGACGUGCCCGACUGGACUCGGCCUUUGGAUGUACCACAACUCAAGUUAGGGAAAAGUCCAUGGUUCCUACACAUCCCCAGCAACUCACUGACGUUUGGGGUGUAUGUAUUUAAUUUCACAGUGUCCAUCAACACAUUGGACCCCAAAAUGCCUCUGUUAAAAGACUCGGACUCCAUCUAUGUCUGGAUUGUUCGAAGUCCCCUGAAGGCCGUUAUUCUUGGGGAUGCCAACAUAACAGUUAAUUUUACAGAUAGGCUGGUGCUGGAUGGAACGACGUCCUCUGACCCAGAUGCAGACAGCCCAUUAGAGGGACUCCAUUUUUUUUGGUACUGUACCACAAAUCCAAGAAACUAUGGUAAAGAUCAGAUAAUAGUGAUGAGCAAGGAAGUCUGUCACCCAGAGCAGUCUAAUCUGAAGUGGCCAUGGGCCUCUGGCCCUGUGCUAACAGUUUUGCCAGAAACACUUAAAGGUGACCAUGUGUAUUUUUUCAGAAUGGUGAUCCAGAAGAGUUACAGAACAGCAUUUUCUGAUAAAAGUGUACAUGUGCUCAAAGGACCCGCACCUAUAGCACAUAUUUCAUGUAUUGAAAAUUGUGAUAGAAAUUUAAUUAUAUCCAAUAGAUUUUCUUUGUUUCUAAAUUGCACAAACUGUUCGAGCCAUGAUUUCUAUAAAUGGUCAAUUUUGUCUUCUUCAGGUGGCGAGAUGCUAUUUGAUUGGAUGGGGCAAACAGUAACAGGAAGGAAUGGUGCUUAUUUGUCUGUGAAAACUUUUGCUUUUAGGCAUUUUUUGGAAGCUAAGUUUUGGGUUUCUCUGUAUCUAGCAAGUUGGAGUGGAAUGACCUUGGUCUUGAAACAUUCCGUUAUCAUUAACCAAGGUCCUAAAGUUGGAGGAUGCAAAAUUAAUCCAGCCAAAGGAACUGCAUUUUUUACUAAAUUUGUUGUCCAGUGUAGGGAUUUUAAGGAUAAGGACAUUCCUCUUACAUAUAAAAUAAUCAUUUCUGAUUUCUACAGUUUGGGUGAAAUCAGUUCGGUAAAAGAGAACACCUUGGGGACUGUCCUCUAUUUGGGAACUGAGUCCACAACGCCUCCUUCCUUUCUCCCUGUUGGUGUGUUGGCUAAUCAUUAUGCCAUAAAGAUAUAUGCUCAGGUUUAUGACUCUCUAGGAACUUUUUCUCAGGUGACUUUGUAUGCCACCGUGCAGGCUCCUACUGACAAAAAUUCAUCAAAUACUGUGUUGCGUCACCUACUCAGUCUCACCAUGGGACCAAAUUCAUUACUAUCUACAUUGCUCCAAAAGCAGGAUUUUUUACCUGCAGGUUACUUAAUGUAUAUAGUAGCUUCUGUUUUGAAUAACAUGAGAACUGAAUUAACUCUCCAAGAUGACAAAGCCAAUCUCCGAGAACACCUUGUCAAUCAGUCUUUUGCUCUUCCUGUACACACUUUGGAGGAAAUUGGCCAGGUAGUCACGGCUAUUACCAAAUUAACCCAGAAAGCCUGUGAGUUGACUCGAGUUGCUCAGAAACGUGCCACAGUGAGGCUGUGGCAAGCAAACCAAGCCCUACAAGAGUAUCGACAAAAAGAUAAAUGCUUUCGCUCUGAACAAAUAGAAAUUGUGAGCACUGGAAUAUUAACAAGUUUGUCUAAUAUCCUUAAGCUGACUUCUCAUCAUGAGGUGGCUGAAGAUCAUUUCUAUGUAGUUGAAUCUCUGUCAGACACAAUAUUGGCUAAUAAAGUGCCAGGGAAUGAAACCACUGUAAUGAGGACCCCCAACUUGAACAUAUUUGUCAAGAAAGUUGAGAAGCGGGACGUUACUCGCGUCUUCCAAAAUGACAGACACUGUUUUCAUCCCACACUCAAUGUGAGCAGUGUUCCUACUCUGCCUGCAAAUGCCCCAAUUUCUGCGAUGUUCUGUGAGUUUGCAGAUGACCCCUUUCCCUGGCUAAAUGAUAUGGGAAGCAUGUCUGUAGAGGUGGUUGGAUUCAGAAUGACGGGAGCCACAGAUCAGGGCAGCAUGAUAGAGAUCACACCUGAUGUAGCAGAGGUGUACCUCAUCAGAAAAAACUUGACCUUUGCAGCUUUUAAUCUCACAGUGGGACCUGACAGCAAUGUCAAUGAGUCUCUGAAGAUGACAACAGGAGCAUUUAGCUUUGAAGUGGACAGCAGAGUCCUUAGGGAGGUGCUGGUCCACAUUGUGACAGAAGUGACCGUGUUGUUCAAUGUAUUGGUGUACGCAGGCAAUCAGGUCACCCCCACCGCUCUGGUGGCCACCUUCCUCGUGCCUCAUGACAUGCCUCCAGUUGCCAACCAGACUGUCCCAUUUGACCCAGCCUGUACAGUUAAGGAGGCCCGUGUGAUCUGCCUAUCACUGUCCCUGCUGCAGGUCAUAGUUGAGCGCAGCAGCUCAUCCAUGUGCACCAUAUCGAUGCUUCUGCAGGCACCUCACUUUGUCAUGAAGCCCAGUGACAAGCUAGUGAGAGUUUCUCUUUUCAGCGUUCAGUGCUUGGACAUGUAUGGGAUCCAGAGUGAGUGGAGAGAAGAUAACUGCAUUCUUGGCGAGAAGACCACCUGGCGCAAAGUUCACUGUGUCUGCAAGAACACAGUGAGGGCCAGGCGGCAGCUGAGCACCAUCAAACUAACCAACGUUCACCUGCAUACCCGCUAUGUGCUGGCCAUGGUGAUUGUGGCCCCUAAUUUUGUGGAUCUACAAUUAAAAGUCAUCAAGAACCUUUACCAAAACCCCGUGACCCUCUUCACUGUGCUCUUCAUUAUGCUUGCGUACAUAAUCCUGGCUUUCUGGGCUUUGCACAGGGACAAAAUGGACCAGUUUCUUCGGGAUCAUGUGGUAGUUCUACCCGAUAAUGAUCCUUAUGAUAACAUAUGUUACCUGGUCACUAUUUUUACAGGGAGUCGUUGGGGAUCUGGGACCAGGGCCAAUGUCUUUGUGCAACUUAAAGGAACAGCAAGUGCCAGCAAAGUGCACUGUUUAAGCCAUCCACAUUUCACCACCCUCUACCGAGGAAGCAUCAACACUUUCCUCCUAACGACGAAAAGUGACCUGGGGGACAUUCAUUCCAUUCGUGUAUGGCACAAUAAUGAAGGCAAAGCGCCAAGUUGGUAUUUAAGUAGAGUCAAAGUGGAAAAUCUGUUCAGCAGACACAUUUGGCUGUUCAUAUGCCGGAAGUGGCUAUCUGUUGACACUGCUUUGGACAGAACUUUUCAUGUUAUCCACCCAGAUGAUCCUCUGACCAGAAAGGACUUCUUUCUUAUAGAUUUGAGUUAUAAGCUAGGGAAGAACCACCUGUGGUUCUCUAUUUUCGCUGGAGUCGUUGCUAAACCAUUCAAUAGGCUCCAAAGAUUGUCCUGCUGUUUAGCGAUGUUGCUGAGCUCUCUUCUUUGUAAUAUUAUGUUCUUUAAUCUAAAUACACAAGAAGAAACUGAGUCAAAAGAAUGGCACUUCAUCAGAUCAAUGGUGAUAGGAAUUGAAAGUGUCAUCAUUACCAUCCCUGUGCAAUUAUUAAUAACUUUUUUGUUUACCUAUUCCCAGAAGAAACCACAAGUGAAUCUAGAUGAGGUAUCUCCUCAAAAGCAUCCCCUGCUGUCAGAAGGAAGUGGGUACUGGGAAGAACGUUUGGAAAAGUGGCAUGCUUAUGAAACUGCUGAGGCACAGCCCAGGGAGGCUGCAAAGCCUGAGUCUAGGGGAAAGCCUGGACUUCAUCAGGCUUCUGUUAGGGAGACCUUCAAAACAGCACGCCAGCCUGAGAAAGCAGAAGCCAAGGCCCCAAAGACCCACAGACCAAAUACAAAUUUCAGUAACAAAAAUAUAAAAGACAAUCAGGAUGUUGGUUCUAGAGAGCCCUCUUCCCAGCAGCAUCCUACACAUCUUAAAACAAAGCGCCGGAUUGUCCUGCCUUGGUGGUGUGUUUAUGUAGCCUGGUUCUUGGUUUUUGCCACUUCUAGCAUAUCCUCAUUCUUUAUUCUGUUUUAUGGACUGACUUAUGGCUACGACAGGUCAACAGAAUGGCUCUUGGCAUCUGUUUGUUCAUUCUGUCAGUCAGUUUUUCUGGUGCAGCCAUCUAAAAUUAUAUUCUUGUCAGGCCUCAGAACUAAGAAUCCCAAAUACUGUAAAAACCUUUCGUGGUCAACCGGGUAUCAUUACACAGAGAUCAAGCUGCAGGGGAUACCUCCUGAUGACAUGCAGAAGCUCCAUCACCACAUUGUCCGAAUCCGAGGCUCGAGGAUGUACCAGCCCCUCACAGAAGACGAAAUCAGAAUAUUCAAAAGAAAGAAGAGGGUCAGGAGAAGAGCCUUGCUAUUCCUGAGUUAUCUGCUAACUCACUUCAUCUUUCUAGCCCUUUUGCUGGUCCUCACCAUCCGACUAGGCCACACUGACAGCUUUUACCAUAACCGGUUUCUUCAUGAUCAGCUCUCUGUGGAUCUUGCUAUGGUGACAAAGCUGGAGGACAUCUACAGAUGGCUGAACAGCGUGCUGUUGCCUUUGAUACACAAUGAGCUGGAGCCAACAGUGCUCCUUCACAGCUCCUCUAAAAUCCUUGGCCUUCCACUGAUGAGGCAGGUGAGAGCAAAAUCUAGGGAGAAGAUGUGUCUGCCUGCCGAAAACGUGCAAAACAGCGUCGCAAGAGAAAUUCGUUGUCGUCCUAAAUAUGGUGCUGACCCAGAAGACACAAGAAACUAUUCUGGUUCUUGGAAUGAAGUUGAUAAGUGGGGUAUAGACAAGAAUGUGGAUGGGUUUACUUAUCAGCCUCAAGGAAAGCAAUGGGUGCAUUAUUCCUAUGGACUAUUACAUACCUAUGGAUCAGGAGGGUAUGCCUUCUAUUUUUUUCCAGAGCAGCAGCAGUUUAAUUCUACACAGAGGCUCAAAGAACUCCAAAGAAGCAAUUGGCUUGAUGAGAAGACGUGGGCUGUGAUUUUGGAACUAACGACUUUUAAUCCAGAUGUAAAUCUGUUCUGUAGCGUUUCAGUCAUAUUUGAGGUCUCUGAGUUAGGAAUUGUCAACACAAGCAUAUCCGUUCGCUCUUUCUCACUUGCCGAUUUCAACAGAAAAACUUCAGCAGAAAUCUACCUGUACGUGGGCAUUCUCAUUUUUUUUGUAGCCUACAUCAUCGAUGAGGGCUAUGUCAUCACACAAGAAAGAGCCUCCUACGUGAGAAGUGUGUAUAAUUUGCUCAACUUUGCUUUAAAGUGCAUAUUUACUGUGUUGAUUGUGCUCUUUUUCAGGAAACACUUUUUGGCAACUGGCAUGAUUCAGUUUUACUUGUCGAACCCUGAAGACUUCAUUCCCUUUCAUGCAGUUUCUCAAGUAGAUCAUGUCAUGAGGAUAAUUUUGGGUUUCCUGUUAUUUCUGACAAUUUUGAAGACACUCAGGUAUUCCAGAUUCUUCUAUGAUGUGCGCCUGGCUCAGAGGGCCAUCCAGGCUGCCCUUCCUGGCAUCUGCCACAUGGCAUUUGUGGUGUCUGUGUAUUUCUUCGUAUACAUGGCUUUUGGUUACCUGGUAUUUGGGCAGCACGAAUGGAACUACAGUAACUUGGUUCGUGCCACUCAGACAAUCUUCUCCUAUUGUGUUUCAGCUUUUCAGAACACUGAAUUUUCCCAUAACAGGAUCCUCGGGGUCCUGUUCCUCUCAUCUUUCUUUCUGGUAAUGAUCUGCAUCUUAAUCAACUUAUUUCAGGCAGUGAUUUUGUCAUCCUACGAGGAAAUGAAGCAGCCUGUGUAUGAGGAACCAUCAGAAGAAGCGGAGGCAAUGACUUACCUGUGUCGCAAGCUGAGAACUGUGUUCAGCUUUCUGACCUGCCAGUCUAGGGCCAGAGACGAGCCUGAGUUCUUCAUCGACAUGCUCUAUGGGCAGCCAGAGAAGAACAGCCGCCGGUAUCUGGGGCUGAAGACCAGAAACAUCAAUGGGAAGAAAAUGGUUUACCUCGUUGUUUGA
Messenger RNA from Galeopterus variegatus (Sunda flying lemur), 6279 nucleotides. It is a transcript of the gene PKDREJ, whose product is annotated as polycystin (PKD) family receptor for egg jelly. The coding region runs from base 1 to 6279 and encodes 2092 amino acids. The record is from RefSeq and is a predicted model, not a curated record. The transcript is spliced from 2 exons. NCBI's taxonomy places the organism in Eukaryota, Metazoa, Chordata, Mammalia, Dermoptera, Cynocephalidae. Gene Ontology annotation, molecular function: calcium ion binding; protein binding; calcium channel activity. Gene Ontology annotation, biological process: detection of mechanical stimulus. Gene Ontology annotation, cellular component: membrane.